CUGAUUGCCCCAGCUUCUGAAUGGACUAUAAACCUAUAUGUUUGUAAAAUUCUAGCACUAGCAAGCGCAGUUCAAAGAGGUAGCAUUGAAAUUAUUGAAAAAGGCCAUAAAAUAGGAAAAUAUGAUUUCAUUGAGAUUAUCUGUGAAAUAAAAUGUUAUCUCCUAAACGUUUUCCCAUUUCAGAUAGAGAGCGACAUUUUUUUCUAUUCGAUUAGAUCUAUCAAACCGAAUAGCGAGCUGACGUUUUGGUUCAGCAAAGAUUAUUCGCAGAAGCUCAACUAUCCAGUUUCAUGUGAAGCUGCUCGCAUGGCGAAGCCAAAACGUUCCGCGCCACCACCACAACAGCCAUGGGCCAUUGAGGAUCGGGCAUCACCACAGGAGGCUCUUGACUACAGUAUGAAACGAGAAGCUAUUGAGAGUAGCCGAAGUGAAAAAGCGGACCGUGGCGACACGUCCGACGUUGAGCCAGGCGAUGACGCCGAGUCUGAGAAAAGCAAUUCGAACAGAAACGACUUCAGCUGCUCGCCACCUUCACUGGCUGAAGUGCAAACUCGUCCGAAUGUUAUACAGAAUCCUGUACAUCGUCCCGUUCCUACCCGCCUGGCAUCGCUUCCGGCGCCAUCGCCAGUUCGGCCAAGUCCUUUGAAUCCGCUGUCGCUCUUCCAGGACUACUUUAGGAGGACUCAGCAGCUCAGUGAGUCCCUCAGAAAUGAUAUCUAG
Molecule: messenger RNA, 720 nt
Organism: Cylicostephanus goldi
Lineage: Eukaryota; Metazoa; Nematoda; Chromadorea; Rhabditida; Strongylidae
Source: the annotation of a GenBank genome assembly